AUGGCUACACCAAGUGAACCCCAGUAUUUCGAGUAUAUUGUUAUCGGCUGCGGCGGUAUUGGUAGUGCUGCAACGUAUUGGCUUGCAAAGAGAGCUGGCAAAGAUGUAUUGGGACUGGAGCAAUUCAAACUUGGACAUGAUAACGGUGGAUCACAAGACCACUCUCGUAUUAUUCGAAUGCUAUAUCACGAAGAGUGUUAUACCAAGCUAGUACGAGAUACGUAUACAACGUUUGAAGAAGUUGAAAAAGAAUCCGGCGUACAGUUAGUGUACAGAUGCGGCGGAUUGGAAUUUACAAGAGCAGAUCAACCACAGGCGUUUAAACUUGACUUGUGGGCCGACGCUAUGGCUAAACAAAAUAUACCAUUUGAACGCCUGAGUGGAGAACAGAUUUGUAAGAGGUUUCCCCAGUUCACAACUGGACCUAACAUUACUGGGUUGUAUCAGAAGGACUCUGGUCUGGUAGAUGCUGCCAUGGCUAACGCUACUCAUAUACAAUUAGCGAGAAAACAUGGCGCGACGAUUCGGGAAAACUGUAAAGUUCUGAAGUUGGAGAAAGAUAAAGAUGGUUACAUGAAAGUCUACACCAAUCAGGGACUCUUUCGUUGUCGUCGUGUUGUCAUCACGUCAGGUGCAUGGACAAACCACGUGUUGGGUUCUGUUGGUGUACAUAUCCCCUUGACAGUUACCCAGGAACAAGUUACUUACUUUGCUACGCCAAACAUAAAAGAAUUCACCAAGGACAACUUUCCAGUAUGGAUAUUCCACGAUCCAGGAUACGACUUUUAUGGCUUACCGAUCCACGGUAACACCGGCAGUAAGAUCGGAAUCGAUGCAGGGGGACCGUCAGUUACACCAGAAACUAGAACAUAUAACCCUGAUCCAAUCAGAGAGAAAUUGUGUAUGGAAUUCUUCGGGAAGUAUAUACCAAAGGCACUUGGUCCGAAGUUGUACACAAAAACCUGUUUGUAUGCCAUGCCACCCGACAGAAAUUUUGUAAUUGAUACGUUGACUGCAAAAGGGUUUCCACAGGUGAUUGUAUGUAAUGGUGCCGGGCACGCAUUCAAAUUUAGCUGUUUGCUGGGCAAGAUACUUAGCCAGAUGGCAAUCGAUGGGAACAGUCAAUAUCCAAUAGACGUGUUCAGAUUAGACAGACCGGCGCUCACUGAUCCCAGCUUUAAAAACGACUUUCACUUCGAUGAUAUUAAGUUGAAUGCAGGGAAGAAGCAAGCCAAGCUUUAAUAUUGAUGACUGCCUCGAGCGGCAAAGUAAUAAACGCAUUGGACUUAAGAUUAUUUCUGUUAAAUUGGAUCGUAUAAUUCAUGCGUAGGA
Messenger RNA from Saccoglossus kowalevskii, 1332 nucleotides. RefSeq lists its product as uncharacterized. Gene Ontology annotation, molecular function: sarcosine oxidase activity; flavin adenine dinucleotide binding. The record is from RefSeq and is a predicted model, not a curated record. NCBI's taxonomy places the organism in Eukaryota, Metazoa, Hemichordata, Enteropneusta, Harrimaniidae.